Messenger RNA from Hylaeus volcanicus, 1689 nucleotides. RefSeq names its product platelet endothelial aggregation receptor 1-like. Lineage: Eukaryota; Metazoa; Arthropoda; Insecta; Hymenoptera; Colletidae. The transcript is spliced from 5 exons. The coding region runs from base 450 to 1022 and encodes 190 amino acids. The record is from RefSeq and is a predicted model, not a curated record.
UUUAAAUAGUACAAAGUUUCUUAAAAAAAAAUUACUUAUUCGAUAUCUGCUGCUGCUUAUGGUUACUAACAAUUUACGUUGCGAUUUAUUUAAAAAUGAAAACGUUAACAUUGAUAAUAAAUUAAUAUAUCGAGCAUUUUUGCUGUCGCGUGGUCAAUCACGCGAGAUCUAUCGGUUCUUCGUUUCACUUAAAAUUAUAAAGGAAAUGAAUUAAGCGGUGAAAAGAUUAAGUUAGAAAUACGUAAAUUAACGAAUAUGGAAAGCUUUAAAUUAACAUCGCGAGAGUAGAUAAUUUUUUAAACGUUAAGCGACUAUUAAUCAUUGCUCGAUAGGCGAUAGAUAAUUUCCGUUACGUUGUUUGGCAUAUAUAAAUCUUCCCUCGGAAGAAACGUAUCGGUUCAUUCACCGAGUAGUGAGAUAAAGUGGCACGAUAAUGAAGUGCACUUUCGAUGAAUGUACGUUUUAACGAAGUGCCCGACGUUCCCGUUCCAUCUCCCAUAAUAUCGUUUGUAACUAACGAUUCAACGGUAUGUGGUUAUGAAGGGAAGAGGCUAAAAAGUUUAAAUAGCAGCGCGUGCGAAACAGUCUAUAAAUAUGGCGAGAAGUGGGAUGCGCAGUGGACACAUCCGGUACAAAUAGUUCCUCCGUCAGCGUGUUUCCUCGUAGCGUUAUCUCUUCAGGCGAUAAGUACGUUGUCACAGGCCUGCGAUUUGGAUCAGAUGCAAUAUGGAUGUCGUAUUUAUAAUGCGCAAUGCAGAUGCGGUUAUGGCUGUUCCUCCGAGUAUAGAUAUAAUAAUAACGAGGACUGCAAAGAAGCCCUAAGAGGUAAACGUAGCGACAUAUGCUAUAGAUUGAAGCCUUGCUUGAACGGAGGAUCUUGCUUGCAAAUAUCCUCGGAACCUGGAUUUAAAUGUCGCUGCGAGGGAACUGGUUAUUAUGGACCACAUUGCGAUAAACUUUGCCCAGGAUUAAGUCAGCUGCGCCUCCGAGGAUCGUUCCCCUAUGAAUGCGUUGUAAUCUAAUUUACAAGUUUAUUUUUUUACUAUCAUCUAUGCAAAAUCAAAUACACUCAGCAUGUUAAAUACAAAAAAAUAAACACGUUUUGCGAGAAUUUUCACAUCUUUGUACAUACAUAAUAAGUAUAUUGUAUAUAUCGUAAAAUUCCCAUUGAUCGCUAUUUGUAACUCUUCUCGUCUGUUGCAAAUUUUUGACACAGACGUAUGACAAAUGCUAGAAAUAAUAUUUAUAAACAAAACAUAAUUGUUUUUAAAAAAUUCCGAGAUUCAUAGGAAAAAGAUACAUUUGAUAUUUUUACUGUUUAUUCAUCAAUAAUUUUACAAUAUGUAUGCACAUGAUGUGUUGGAUCCAUGAGUUGUCAGACAAACGCAUAGUUUGUAUCGUGCUUGUGUUACGCACUUUGUUAUUAUUUACUCCUUUCACCUAUUCCUACAUAAUGACACGUGUGUACCUCGUUUGCUGUUUCUGAUGACAAAACUUAUAAAAUGCAAUUCUUUUACUCUUCGGAUAAGUACUUUUUUGUAAUUUUUUUGUUUGUUUUGUAUUAUAUAUCGACUGAAUCCGUAAUACUAGUUUGAUUUUACAACACGAGACUGCAUCAGGAACUUAACGACAUGUAUAUAUAUUUAUAUAUUAUAUAUUAUCUAGGACAAACAAUUGGCCAGUUGUUAA